UUGAGACGCCGCCGCCGCCACCAUGGCCAUCGCGCACAUCGCCACCGAGUACGUCUUCUCGGACCUCCUGCUGAAGGAGCCGGCGGAGCACAGGUACAAGGGGCUGCGGCUGGAGCUGGCCGUCGACAAGCUGGUCACCUGCAUCGCCGUCGGGCUGCCGCUGCUGCUCAUCUCGCUGGCCUUCGCCCAGGAGAUCUCGAUCGGUACCCAGAUGAGCUGCUUUUCUCCAAGCUCGUUUUCUUGGCGCCAGGCAGCUUACGUUGACUCCUACUGCUGGGCAGCGGUACAGCAAAAGCAGCUUUCACAGAGUGACUCGGGGCAUCUUCCACUCUGGCUCCACAAGUUUUUCCCAUACAUCCUUCUGCUAGUUGCCAUCUUAUUGUACCUGCCCUAUCUCUUCUGGCGCUUCACCGCAGCACCCCACCUUGGUUCAGACCUGAGGUUUAUAAUGGAAGAACUGGACAAGGCCUACAACAGAGCGAUCAAAGCUGCCAACAGCUGCCAAGAUGGCAACGUGAAGGAAUCUGCCAGCUCCGCGCCUGUCUUUAAUGACAACGUUGCCCAGAGUUUCUGGGAGAUAUCUGACAGCCAUUUCAAAUAUCCCAUUGUGGAACAAUACCUGAAGUCGAAGAAAGGUUGCAAGACCCUAAUCAUCAAGUACAUUGUUUGCCGUUUGCUGACUCUAAUCAUUAUUCUGCUGGCUAGCCUCUACCUGGGCUAUUACAUCAGUCUUUCUUCUAUGACGGAUGAGUUUAUCUGCAACGUCAAAACGGGCUUAUUGAAGAAUGACACCAGCGUUCCAGAUCGAUUUCAGUGCAAGCUGAUUGCUGUCGGCGUCUUUCAGCUGCUCAGUUACAUCAACUUGAUUGUGUACGCGCUGCUGACACCCCUUGUGAUCUAUGCAUUGCUGGUGCCAUGCAGGCAUAGCUCAGACAUCCUGCAAGUGUAUGAACUUCUACCAACCUUCGACGUGCUCAAAAUCAAAACCAGGCGAUAUGAUGACUUAAGCCUGUACCUUCUCUUCCUUGAGGAAAACGUGAGUGAGCUCAAAUCGUACAAGUGCCUCAAAGUUCUGGAGAACCUGAAAGGCAGUGGGGAGAGAUUUGACGCCAUGCAGCUGCUGAUGAACCUUGGCUCAAUUAAAGUGGAUGCUCUAGAUGGCAAAUCGCCCACUGCCAAAGGCACCUGUGGAAAGACAGCUGAAGCGGAAGUGGCAAACAAUGCAACAGAAUUAGAAGAUUUGACAGGACAAAAAUCAGAGGAGGAGGAAGAAAAGACCGUUAAAGAUGGAAAGCUUCGGCAGAGGCUUCUUGAUUCUUCUUGCUGAUAGAACCAAUGGGUGAUUUGUUGAUUAUGACAGUUCUUCCUACACCAUCCAGCAGAUGCCUUAUUGAACACUGGACGACUGUCUCCUUGUUGAGGGUGCAAAAGCCUGAAGAUAAAGGCAACAUUUACAAGCUAUUUAUAUGACAGUGUUUACACGCCUGUGAAAACAGAUGCCAUAGCAGUGAUUUGCAUUAACUCUAUUAGAGACAAAUCAUGGGAAAAAGCUAAAGUCCGUAAUGUAAAUAGGCUAGAGACAGAAAUAGACUGGGAGCAGUAAACAACUUGAAGUUAAAAGGUGUGACACAAGUUGUCUGUUGCAUGUAUGCAUGAAUAUCCGUCACCCAGUUAUUCAUCAUUCUCACCCAUUUGUUCAUUUAACUCUCUACCCUGAACCUGGUCACAGUAGAUACAACAAUUUAAAAAAACCCAAAUUAUAGUUACAUUUACAAAUUAUCAUUGUGUAAAGAUAUAAUUAAACAGUAUCAGCUAGAAUGGACAGCUGUGCACAAAAGAGUAUAAAUAAAAUAACCCAAUUGCAGUUUAAAACUAAACAAGAAAACAAACUAAGCUGAGGAUGGGAAUAGAAAUCACCCAACAUAUAAGUGAAUAAAAUAUCACUACCUGUAUGGUUAAAGAGAUCUGCAUUUCAAAAAGGCAAAAUGAGGUUCCUCAUAAUUAACCUCCACAAAUUGGGUUGAGAGCUGUACAUCUCUUGUGCACAGCAGCUUCCCAACCAGCUCAGACCUGACUGAUCCCUUUCAGUCUUUAUCUUCCCCAGGUGAGAGAUGAGGAAGGUACAGAUUGCCGCUCCUCCUUCAAGCCCCACAUACACGCAUGGAUGUUGAUAUUUCUCGGUUUCUCCCCUUGAGGCAACCUUCCAGCACUGCCUUCAAGUCAAGCAGGCUCUGUCGGAUAUGGUAAGGAUGGACAGGUCAAAAUCCUGCCUUGAUCCUGGUUCUCACAUGCAUGUGGGCACUUGGAUUCUCUGUGCUUAAUUACUGUAUCCUUGAAAACAAACUGUUGAACCAUGAGAGCACUUUAAUUGCAGCCCGUUCAUUGGCUUCAAUGCAAUCACACAGAAUAAAGGUGGCAGGGGAUGCUGUGCUUGGAUGCGCCCUUCCCCACUUGAAAGGCUCUUCGAUAGUUUUACGCUAUGUUACAUAUUGAAACAAAUAUGCACACCUGCUGCAAAUAUGCAAAAAAAUAUACCUGCUGUUUCUACUACAGACCACUAACCACCCCAUGAUAACAUGAGCUGUGGGGGUACUGCAAGCAGAAGAGGUAUAAUCUCAGAUUCCCCCACUGUCAGUUCUUUUAUACUGGUACUUUUUACUCUUACUUUGGCUGUGGUGUGAAAUGUUCAAGGUGCAGAUAUGCAGAAGAGCCAUCUGUGAUUCAUCAAGGAAUUUUCUGUGAUCAUUGUGGAGAAUAGGUAGCAAUUGUCAGUAUGUUUCUAGGGAAGCGAUACCGUAAGGGCAGUCUGAAGCCUGAGCAUGACAAGCUUACCAUUUGGGGAAGAUACCGAAGACCAGUCCGUGCCUAUUCCCCUGUGGCAGUUUCUUCAGGGCUGCUCCCUUCCUUUGCUUCAAUGACCAGCUUUGUGUGUGUUUCAAUACAUGUGCACUAAUUCACAUCCAGGCAGCAAAUAUUUACUAAUGUUGAUUGAAACAAAUAGCCAUGUGCUUCGAGAUGGGCAAACGCUCCACUUAAAUCAGAAAUGCAGCAUCAAAAAACAUGGUGGGACAAGAAGUUUUUCUGAGAAUUCUAAAUUAGAUCCUAAUGAUAGUAAUUUCAUGGGUCCUUUCCGGGCUGCAUAUAUAUCCUUGGUAUAUCCUUCAGCCAGCCCUACUAUUGGAUAAAAUGAGAUGUUUUUGCAGCUGAGCAAAUUUCAGGAGGUUGUGAGGCAACAAUGAAGUUCUAGAAAGCAGAACUGUUCCUGGGCCAGUGCUGAAGCAAGAUUCAACUUCUAGUCUUCCACUGGUGCCUUCUGUAUAUUUUGGAUUUCAGCUCCCAUCAGCCCCAGCCAGCAUGACUGAUAGUCCAAAAUUCUAGGAGUUACGGCCCAAAGCAUCUGGACAGUGCCAGGUUGCAGAAGGCUGGUCUAGUUGGUUUCUAUGCACAAAAUGGGAUUGGGGCUACCAUUUUGUGUUUCCCCUUCGGACCAAAGUGUUUUCACUGGUCCUGCUGCAGUGCUGCUUGGGGUUAGGGCUUAGUGCAUUUUUCUUUUUCAGACAGCUAGGCUCACUGGAUAAAAGCUAAUUUAAGCCCUACUUAGAGCAUUCCCAUUGUAAUGCAUUGGACAUGCUAACAAGAAUUAACUUACGUCACAUUUGUUUCAGUGAUAUAAUUCUUAAAGCACGCUUUCAUGGUUCCUGGUACAUCUCUCAGUUUAUGGAUUAUUUGCUUGAGUCAGGACCCAGAGGCCAUGGUAUACUGUAAAACCAAGCUAUUGUGCAAUGACUUGCGUAGCCAUGUUUUUCCACAAAGUGCAAAUGCAUUUCAGCAGUCACUGAACUUGCCACAAACACAAGUGUUGCAUUUCUGAGCUCAUACACCUGCUCAGUCCACAUUCUUCUAAGUAGGUGCAUAAGCUUCUAAUGUCCUCAGUUUAAAUCGCAAGUGGAGCAGCUCCUGUAGAAAACAUUAGUUCAUUGCAAGUUCAUAUUCCAAGUCCUGUUAUUUUUGAACUUUGGAAGCAUUGCUAGAAAUAGGAAGAGAAGGGUAGCAAAAAUGGUGAGAGACCUGGUGAUUGGGAUUAUGUGAGAAAACAUUGGAGGAGUUUGCUGUGUUUAACCAGAAGAGAUGAUAGCACUCUUUAAGUAGUUAAAGGGCUGUUACAUAAGACAAUGGGGCAAGUUUGUUUUCUCUUGCUCCUGUGGGUUCAAAUGACAAAGGAACAAGAUUUUCAAUAAAGAAGGAAUUCCUGAUAAUGUGAGCUGCUCCAAUGAGAGCACACUGCCUUAGAAAACAAAACCAGUUAGACUAUGUGGCCUUUGAGGACCCUUUCCAACUCUUUAAGACUGAGAAUUCAGCAGAACACUGUAAUAGGUCGAAACUUGGCCUUAAUGCUACCAAUUGUUGCCUUCAACAUUCAGAGCCGAUACUUUUUAAUGCAACAGUGUGGCUAUUAACUUUUUAUUGAGAACAUUUGCUAAAGUCUUUGUAUUUUUUUAGAUCUUGUCUUUCUUCUGUGAUAAAGGGGAAAGCACCUAGAUCAGUGGUAUAACGCAUGUUUUGCAUGAAGAAGUUGGAAGUGCAAGUAUCUCUGGUAAAGGAACCCUUUUCCCUGGUUCAGGGAUUUGAGAUAAGAAUAUACUUUGUGUAUGAUAUGGCCAUGUAUGUUUAGUACAUUAGAAUUGCAUGGAAUAUUGCAGCAGAAGAAAGUAAGUGUUGACGUGAACAGCCCAGUAAGCUUUGGCUCUUAGGCAGUACAGAAAAAUUGUAAGUAAAAUCCACAUGGGAAGUUGACAAGUCAAAGUGUUUAACUGUGCUGACCUCUUUAAUAAAGUGUCUACAUGUGCAGUGUGGCAACAGUUAACCCUGUGAAUAUGUUACUGUGUUCUGUCUUCAUUCCAAGCAGAAUUGUAUCAAAUGACCUGGACUAAGUUCCUUCCCAUUUCACAGAAGUGGCACAUGAGUCAAAUGUUCUGCCAUGAGGAACAGUGACUGAUUUUAUUUAUUGGUUAGUUCUCAGUAAUAAAAUCAAUGCAUUCAUAAUUAAUACGCCUUAAUAUAAUAAAAUCUGUAAAGGAAAUCA
Molecule: messenger RNA, 5083 nt
Organism: Varanus komodoensis (Komodo dragon)
Lineage: Eukaryota; Metazoa; Chordata; Lepidosauria; Squamata; Varanidae
Gene: PANX1
Product: pannexin 1
Exons: 5
Coding region: 23-1327 (434 amino acids)
Biological process (GO): monoatomic cation transport; positive regulation of interleukin-1 production
Molecular function (GO): channel activity
Source: RefSeq, a predicted model, not a curated record